Molecule: messenger RNA, 1002 nt
Organism: Geodia barretti
Lineage: Eukaryota; Metazoa; Porifera; Demospongiae; Tetractinellida; Geodiidae
Source: the annotation of a GenBank genome assembly
AUGCGGCAGGCGGAGCAGGCGGACGUGCGAAUUGCUGCCGGGGAUGUGCAGCCGCUCACGGGCGUCCCGAUGGUGCUUAAGGACAAUAUGAUUACGCGCGGGGUUCGAACUACCUGCUCGUCGCGCAUGCUUGAGAACUUUGUGCCGCCUUAUGACGCAACCGUAACCAACAGGCUGUAUGAGCAAGGGGCGGUGCUUGUGGGCAAGGGGAAUCUCGACGAGUUCGCGAUGGGAUCGUCGAACGAGAACUCCGCAUUUCACCCCACGCACAACCCGUGGGCACUGGACCGCGUGCCGGGCGGGAGCAGCGGAGGACCUGCCGCUGCAGUGGCGGCGGACGAGUGCAUGUUCGCGCUGGGGUCGGAUACGGGCGGGAGCAUACGGCAGCCGGCAUCGCUGUGCGGCAUCGUGGGCAUGAAGCCGACUUAUGGGCUAGUGAGCCGCUUCGGGCUUGUGGCGUUCGCAAGCUCGCUCGACCAGAUUGGGCCGCUGACAAAUGCCAUCGCGGGGAACGAUCCCAACGACUCAACAUCGCUCAGUGUUGAUAUGCCGACUAUACGCAGGCGCUCGGAAGACCUGAAGGGUCUUCGCAUUGGGGUGCCGGUGGAGUACUUCGGCGAGGGGCUGGAAGCGGGCGUGGAAGGCGCGGUACGCGAGGCCAUCGAUGUGAUGCGGUCGCUUGGGGCCGAGGUGGAGGAGACGUCGCUGCCGAGCACGCGGCACGCACUGGCGGUGUACUACAUCAUCGCGCCAUCGGAGGCGUCGGCGAACCUGGCGCGGUACGACGGCGUGAAGUACGGCUUCUCCGUGCAGGAUGCGGACGGCGUGUGGGACGCGCUGGAGAAGACGCGGCAAUUUGGCUUUCGGGCCAGAGGUGAAGCGGCGCAUAAUGCUGGGGACUUACGCACUGUCGGCGGGGUACUACGACGCGUACUACGUGCAGGCGCAGCGCGUGAGGACGCUGAUCCGGCGCGAGUUCGAGCAGGUGUUCACGCGGUUUGA